Molecule: messenger RNA, 2976 nt
Organism: Vidua macroura (Pin-tailed whydah)
Lineage: Eukaryota; Metazoa; Chordata; Aves; Passeriformes; Viduidae
Gene: GAREM2
Product: GRB2 associated regulator of MAPK1 subtype 2
Exons: 6
Coding region: 29-2746 (905 amino acids)
Source: RefSeq, a predicted model, not a curated record
ACGAAGAGGAGGGAGGGAGACUGGAGUGAUGAGGAGCAGGGAGCAAUGGAGGGUAGAGAGAUGGGGAGGUGAUGAAGGCUUGAGAGUGAGGAGGAGGAAGGGAGGAAGGCUUGGAGGAAGGGAUGGAGAGUGGAGGGAUGAAGAGCAAGACAGGAAAGAUGGAGAGGUCAGGAGAAGGAAUGGUGACUGGAGAAGUGAGGAGGAGGAGGAGGAGGGAGAGAGGAAGGCCGGAGGGGUGAAGAGUAGGCUGGAAGAGGCUGAAGGGAUGAGGAGGAGAAAGACCGGAGGGACCAGGAGAAGGAAGGAGCCUGGAGUGCUGAGGAGGAGGAGGGAGGGAGGGAAGGAGGAAGGCUGGGGCCAGGUGAGCGCGUGGAGGGGGGUGACAGCCCAGGACGUGCUCCUGGUCCACUCGUGCCGCCAGUGGACGACGGUGACGGCCCACAGCCUGGAGGAGGGACACUACGUCAUCGGGCCCAAAAUCGACAUCCCGCUCCAGUACCCAGGGAAAUUCAAGCUGCUGGACCAGGACCGGGACGUGCGCGAGCCCGUGCAGUACUUCAACAGCGUGGAGGAGGUGGCCAGCAUCUUCCCAGACCGCAUCUUCGUCAUGGAGGCCAUCACCUUCAGCGUGAAGGUGGUGUCGGGGGAGUUCAGCGAGGACAGCGAGGUUUACAACUUCACGCUGAACGCGGGCGACGAGCUGACGCUGAUGGGGCAAGCGGAGAUCCUGUGCGCCAAGACGGUGAAGGAGAAGUCGCGUUUCAACACCCUCCUGCGCAAGCUGGGCAAGGCGGCGCCGGCGGCGGGGGCGCGGCAGGUGAAGGGCAAGAUGCCGUGUCUGAUCUGCAUGAACCACCGCACCAACGAGAGCCUGAGCCUGCCCUUCCAGUGCAAGGGCCGCUUCAGCACGCGCAGCCCGCUGGAGCUGCGGCUGCAGGAGGGCGAGCACACCAUCCGCAGCAUCAUCGAGAAGGUGCGGCUGCCCGUCAACGUGGCCGUGCCCAGCCGGCCCGCCCGCAACCCCUACGACCUGCACGCCAUCCGCGAGGGCCACUGCUACAAGCUGGUCAGCAUCAUCUCCAAGACGGUGGUGCUGUGCUGCAUCCUGCGCCGGGAGGAGCUGGUGCCCUUCCACUUCUUGCUGCUGACCGACAUGCCCCGCUUCCAGCUGCCCGAGGGGCUGCUGGCCGGGGACCCGCAGCUGGAGAAGCUGCUGCGGGACAGCGCCGCGUAUUGCCACGACCGCUUCAACCCCGACGAGUACUCGCGGGCCGUGCGAGAGGCCAAGCCGGACUUCCUGGAGGAAUGUGCGAGCCCGCGGCGCCUGCGGCUCUGCCUGCCCGCCUGCGCCCGCGAGGAGCUCAGCCAGCCCCUGCAGCGCCUCUCGCUCUGUGCCUGCGGCUCCGGGGGUCCCCGGGAGCCCCCCGCCCGCUGCCAGGGACCGCGGGGCCUCGGCGGGGGCACCCCGCGCCCGCCGCUGCCCGAUUUCCCCGACCCCGAGCGGGAGUACAUGACGCCCGACUGGGCCGAGCCCGAGUUCAGGACUCAGGAGCCGCUGGAGAUCCCCUACGAGGAGCUGUGGAGCAAUCCCAGCCCGGAGGGCUGCUGCGAGCUGGGCAGCAGCGGCGGCCGGCCCGACCUCGUGUCCUUCGGGGCUGUCACCCCGCUGGGCUCCCCGCACCGCCCCGGGGACGAGCCCCGCGGGGACACCCCGCCCCCUGUGCCACCCAAAUCGGAGGCGGUGAAGGAGGAGUGCCGGCUGCUGAACGCGCCCCCGGUGCCGCCCCGGGGCAGCCGCCCCCCGGCCCCCUGCAGCCCCCCGGCCCCCCUGCGCUGCCCGAAGCUGGCGCCAGCGCCUUCGCCCAGCCCCAGCCUCUCCUACUACUCCUCGGGGCUCCACGACGGGUCGGCCCCGCGGAGCGGCAGCGCCUCGCCCUCGCCCGACGCCUACUCGCUGUACUGCUACCCCUGCACCUGGGCCGACUGCAAGGCCGCCGAGCCCCCCGGGCGGCCGCUGCCCCCGGCCCAGCCCGCGCCCGGCUCCUGGUCCGACCCCUGGGCGUUCCCCGAGCCGGGCAGCGGCUGCUCCACGCCGCUGCUGGGGGCCGAGCCCCCGCUGAAGCCCUUCCGCAGCUGCCCCCGCCUCAAGCCCCCGCACCCCCAAAAGCGCUUUGCCCCCUUCGGGGCGCUCAACCCCUUCGCCGGCCCGGCGGAGUGGCCGGAGAGUCCCGAGUGGUCCAAAGCGCCUUCGGCCCCGGCCGCCCCCUCCUCCUCCUCCUCGCCGGAGCCCUUCGCCCCCGCCGAGGAGCCGGCGGCUCCCCCUCGACCCCCUAAGGGCUUGGACGGGGACGGCAUCGUCAUCCGGGGGGCGGCCCCGCUGUCCCCCGCCGUCCUGCGCGGGGCCGAGGGCGUCACCCGCCUGUACCUGGCCCAGGGGGUCAUCGAGGUGCCGCCGGCGGCGCGGGGCGAUGGGGCAGCCCCUCCGGCCGCCCCCCGGCCCAGCGGGGACGGCCCGGCCUGGCUGCCCCCCGCCGACCUGUCGGCGCUGUCGCUGGAGGAGGUGUCCAAGUGCCUGCGCUUCAUCGGCCUCUCCGAGGACGUCGUGAGCUUCUUCGCCCGCGAGAGAAUCGACGGCAGCAUCUUCGUGCAGCUCAGCGAGGAGAUCCUGGCCGACGACUUCCGCCUCACCAAGCUCCAGGUGAAGAAGAUCAUGCAGUUCAUCAAGGGCUGGCGCCCCAAGAUCUAGUGCCACGCCGGGGGGCCCCCUACGCCCACCUGGCUCCGGGUGGCCCCGCUCCCGUCCCUCUCUGAUGCUGCAGGUUCUCCUCCCCCCAUUGCCCAGCCCUCCCGCCCCUUCCCCUUUUAACACUGGACAGUAAUUUUGGCCCCAACGGGCUGGAAAACACUGGAUUUUGCGUCGACUGGUUUAACUUAAUCCUUGUGGAUUAGCAUAAUAAAUGUACGGGAGAGUAACGA